Molecule: messenger RNA, 1344 nt
Organism: Funneliformis geosporum
Lineage: Eukaryota; Fungi; Glomeromycota; Glomeromycetes; Glomerales; Glomeraceae
Source: the annotation of a GenBank genome assembly
AUGGAGAAUGACACAGUACAAGCUUUCGCUAAACUUGAAGGAGAUAAUUUUUGCUAUUAUAUAAAGACACUUCAAGUAAUACUUGGACGUAAAGCAGGUGGUUCGGAUCAAGUUGAUAUACACCUUGGUUCUACUAAAGCAAUAUCAAGACAACACGCGCGACUUUAUUAUAAUUUUCAAGAACAACGUUUUGAAUUGGAAAUCUUUGGAAAGAAUGGCGCUUAUAUUAAUGAACAAUUCUGUGAAAGAGGUUUUAAAGUACCACUAGAAAAUAGAACGAAGAUUCAAAUUGGCGAGGUGGUAUUCUCAUUUUUGCUCCCAAGGACGGAUAAUGAAGAUGGUAUGUCCACUGCUACUGAACAUGACACGUAUCAUAUGACUAGUAAUACGACUUAUCAAGAAGCAGCAACCAAAGACUCUCUAGUAGAAUAUGGCCAAAGUUAUUCAAAUGGAUAUACCACCACCGCCGGUCAAGAAUACUCUCAUGGUUAUGCUAAUAUUAAUAUUAAGGUUAAUUUAUUAGACAGUGGUAUCGGUUCAUCAAAUUCUAGUCAAAGAAGUGGUUCUUCUUCGUCUUCCACUCAAGGAGAUACUAGUGAGCAACAAAGUCCCGUUGUAGGUGAAAAGAUUGAUAUAUCAAAAUAUCAAUCCAGACAAAUUAAACCUCCUUUUUCAUAUGCAUCUUUAAUUGCUCAAGCAAUACAAUCAGCUCCUUCUAAAAGAAUGACACUUAAUGCCAUAUAUAAUUGGAUAACAACACAAUAUCCUUAUUAUAAAAUUGCUCAAAAUGGAUGGCAGAAUUCCAUUCGUCAUAAUUUAUCAUUAAACUCGGCUUUUGUUAAAGUUCCACGUAAUGAUCAUGAACCUGGUAAGGGGGCAUGGUGGACCAUUGAUCCGGAAUGUGAAUCUCAAUUUACCGACGGUGUAUAUAAAAAGAAUCGGAGACCAAUUUCAAAAGAAAAAAGAUCUUCCGUUCCACCUUAUCCUUCAGAAAAAAAUAAAUUAAAUAUUCAAGUCCCUAUAAAUAUCAGCAAUAAUAUACAACCUAACAAUGACAACUAUGGUGUCGAGAAUAUUAUCGAUCCAGCAACCAAUAUCGGAAGUGAACAAGAUGUUACUAACGACUAUUCUCCCUCCUAUAGUCCUUCUUCGCAGUUAAUAUCAUCAUCACAAGAAAUCAAUUCUCAUUUAAAAAGAAAUAUAGCGCCAGCACCACCACUACUGGUUCCUAUUGCACCUAUUGUGUCGCGUCAAUCCAACAGUAAACAUCAUCAAUUCACAUCACCCACGUGUUGGAAUUUACAUAAUCUUCCACCAAUCGCUCCUAAAACGUCUUUGGAUUAG